Aureobasidium melanogenum CBS 110374 is the source of this 1008-nucleotide messenger RNA. RefSeq names its product DNA repair exonuclease rad1. The transcript has 2 exons. Gene Ontology annotation, biological process: DNA repair; DNA damage checkpoint signaling. The record is from RefSeq and is a predicted model, not a curated record. NCBI's taxonomy places the organism in Eukaryota, Fungi, Ascomycota, Dothideomycetes, Dothideales, Saccotheciaceae. Bases 1 to 1008 code for a protein of 335 amino acids. Gene Ontology annotation, cellular component: checkpoint clamp complex.
AUGGCAUCAUCAAAUUCAUGUCUUUUCAGUGCCGUCUCUCCAGCAGCUCGCGAUUUGACGCUUCUCUUAAGAUGCAUUGCAUUUGCUUCCAAGACUCAAGUUCGCUUGUCGCCCGAAGGACUACGUUUCAGUGCUCAAGAAACUAGUGUGAUGGAAGCAUUCGUGUUUCUCUCGAGGUCUCUGUUCACAACUUGGAGCUAUCAGGAUCCUGAAGCUCGCGAAGACGAGUCAGACGAAGACGCCCUUCCACCUCCCACUUUUCAAAUAUCUCUUCCUGCUUUACUCGAAACUCUACAAAUCUUCUCUCUUGGUGACAGCACCGCUUUUAAACAGCAACAAGAUCCUUACGACACGUUUACUGCUUUCAGACAGAAUCGCAAUGCGAACAAUCCUUUCUCCGCCUCAGCACUAGGAUCUUCUGGUCUCUGCCGCAUAGCAUAUGAGACUCGUGGUUGUCCUCUAUCAAUUCAGUUAUCCGAAUCAGACGUCACAACCAAUUGUGAUCUGACCACCUACGAAGCAGAAACAACAGAAGACAUUCCAUUUGAUCGAGAAAGCUUGGCACUGAAGACCAUCAUGCGCUCAGCGCAUUUGGCUGAUGCCAUAUCAGAACUCGGUUCCACGAAUCCUACUAGUCUCUCAUUGACUGCCUCGCCCACAGCGCCCUACAUGUCACUCUCAGCCACCGGGCCACUUGGUUCAGCCACUGUCGACUUCAACAAAGAUCAAGAUCCUUUGCUGCUUGAGACAUUCCAGUGUCCGGCUCGCUUUCGCACAACGUACAAUUUCCGACACAUCAAGGCUGUAUACCGUGCCAUGGUCUCUGCGACCAAAGUCAGCGUCCGCGCGGACGAACAAGGUGUUUUGAGUCUGCAAUUCUUGAUUGAGGUGGAUCCAACAGCACAGGCAGAACCAGGCAAGGAGGGUAUUGCGUUUGUGGAUUUCCGCAUCGUACCCGAGGUCGAUGGGGAAGCUGCAAAGGAAGAUUCGGAAACGGAUGAUGAAUAA